AUGGUGGAGGGGCAGGUCUUGGUGCUUGAUGGCCGAGGCCAUCUCCUGGACCGCCUGGCGGCCAUCGUGGCCAAACAGGUGCUUCUGGGCCGGAAGGUUGUAGUCGUGCGCUGUGAGGCCAUCAACAUUUCUGGCAAUUUCUACAGAAACAAGUUGAAGUACCUGGCCUUCCUCCACAAGCGCAUGAACACCAAUCCAUCCUGUGGCCCCUACCACUUCCGAGCACCCAGCCGCAUCUUUUGGCAGACAGUGCGAGGCAUGCUGCCGCACAAGACCAAACGAGGCCAGGCUGCCCUGGAGCGCCUCAAGGUGUUUGAUGGGAUCCUGCCACCCUACGACAAGAAAAAACGGAUGGUGGUUCCUGCUGCCCUCAAGGUUGUACGCCCGAAGGCUACACGGAAGUUCGCUUACCUGGGGCGCCUGGCUCACGAGGUUGGUUGGAAGUACCACGCAGUAACAGCCACCCUGGAGGAGAAGAGAAAGGAGAAGGCCAAAAUCCAUUACCGGAAGAAGAAGCAGCUCAUGAGGCUACGGAAACAGGCCGAAAAGAAUGUGGAGAAGAAAACUGAUAAAUACACAGAGGUCCUCAAGACCCAUGGACUCCUGGUCUGAGCCCAAUAAAAUUGAUUGUUUAUUCCUCAUGCUUGGCCUGGCCUGCCCUUCCUCCAUCGCUGCCCUAGGAUAUGGGGGACCCCCAGGGGCUGCUGUCUGGAGCCACAGGCAGCCUGGGGCUUAGAAUGCUGGGAACACAGAAAGGGCUUUAGUCACUGCUGUUA
Messenger RNA from Zalophus californianus (California sea lion), 776 nucleotides. RefSeq names its product 60S ribosomal protein L13a-like. The transcript has a single exon. Gene Ontology annotation, biological process: negative regulation of translation; translation. Gene Ontology annotation, molecular function: mRNA binding; structural constituent of ribosome. The record is from RefSeq and is a predicted model, not a curated record. Gene Ontology annotation, cellular component: ribosome; cytosolic large ribosomal subunit. Bases 1 to 612 code for a protein of 203 amino acids. NCBI's taxonomy places the organism in Eukaryota, Metazoa, Chordata, Mammalia, Carnivora, Otariidae.